Messenger RNA from Oncorhynchus kisutch (coho salmon), 4966 nucleotides. Its product is annotated as pumilio homolog 1-like. NCBI's taxonomy places the organism in Eukaryota, Metazoa, Chordata, Actinopteri, Salmoniformes, Salmonidae. The transcript is spliced from 20 exons. Gene Ontology annotation, cellular component: cytosol; cytoplasm. The record is from RefSeq and is a predicted model, not a curated record. Bases 177 to 2831 code for a protein of 884 amino acids. Gene Ontology annotation, biological process: miRNA processing; regulation of mRNA stability. Gene Ontology annotation, molecular function: mRNA 3'-UTR binding.
AGUUGGCGCAAUGAACCGCACUCUCUCUGCUCUCCUCCGUUCCCAUGAUGCACCGCGUCUGCCUGUCUCUGCUCCCCUCCGAGCCGCCAUGUUUUCGGAGUGAAAGCCUGGAAAUCUGGAUAGAGAACCGGGGCUGAAAUCUUCAACCAUCCGCCCUCUCCGCCUGCCGUGGUGGAAUGAGCAGCGUGUGUGUGUUGAAGGGUAAAGCAGUGCUCUGGCAGGCCUCGUUCAGCCCCCACCUCAGAACUUCAACUCCCAGCAUGCCGGUGGUGCUGAGCAACGGAGGACACGCCCCCCCGGCCGGACAGACCCCACAUGCCCCGCCACCAAGCCAGCAGGGCGUGGUGGGUACGGGGCGCUCUCAGGAUGAUGCCAUGGUGAACUACUGCUUCCAGCGGCAGCACGGAGAGCAACCUGGCAAACACCGCUGGCCCACUGGGGAGAACAUCCACGACAGCCAGUGUUCCAGAGACCCAGUGUUCCAGAGACCCAGUGCUCUAGCAGCCCAACAGCAGCAGUAUGCCUUGGCAGCAGCACAGCAAUCUCACAUUGGUUUGGCUCAAGCGUUUGUUUCCAACCCUUACAUCAUCAGUACCGGUCCGUCUGGAACCGACCCCUACGCUGCUGGACUGGCAGCUGCUGCAACACUGGGCCCAACAGUGAUGCCUCCUCAGUACUACGGGGUGACUCCCUGGGGAGUGUAUCCAGCCAAUCUGUUCCAGCAACAGGCAGUGGCCGCCAACAACUCAGCCAAUCAACAGGCUCAAGGACAGAACCAGCACAACCAACAACAGGUGAUGCGUGGGGGCGGUAACCAGCGACCCCUGACCCCUAGCCAAGGUCAACAGGGUCAGCAGAACGACCAGCUGAUCUCCGCCGCAGCAGUCAACUCAGCUCUCGCCUUCGGACAGGGGCUGGCUGCCGGCGUGCCUGGCUAUCCCAUGCUGGCUCCAGCUGCUUACUAUGACCAGACGGGGGCGCUAGUGGUCAACACAGGAUCUAGGGGCGGACCCGUACGCCUCAUGGCCCCCGCAGGCUCAGUUAUUAUCUCUCCCUCCGCUGUACAAGCAGUGGCGGCAGCAGCUGCAGGUGGCGGGGCUAACGGUGGUAUGGGUGGCGGGGCCAAUGGUCCGUUCCGAGCCAUGCAAUCACAGCAGCCUCAGCAGCAGGGGGGAGGGGCUAUGUCAGGAAACUCCUUUUAUGGAUCCUCUCUUAGCAACUCAUCCCAGAGCUCCUCCCUCUUCUCUCAAGGCUCCGCCCAGCUGGGCCCCGGCUCCGCCUCUCUGGGGUUUGGUCAGAGCAACUCUUCACUCGGAGCGACGUUGGGCGGCUUUGGCACUGCAGUGGCUAACUCCAGUGGUGGGAGUGGUUCUCGUCGUGACUCUCUGACUGGCACUAGUGACUUGUACAAACGCACGCAGUCCAGCCUCACUCCCAUUGGCCACGGGGGGUUCUACAACGGAACCCUGGGCUUUAGCUCCUCCCCCGGGCCGGUCGGAAUGCCUCUGCCCAACCAAGGCCCCUCCCACUCCCUAACUCCACCCCCCUCUCUGUCCAAUCACAGCUCCUCAUCCAACCUCAACCUGGGAGGUCUGACCAAUGGCAGCGGUCGUUUCAUAUCUGCUGCUCCGGGGGCGGAGGCGAAGUAUCGCAGCGCCAGUUCUGGCUCCUCCCUCUUCUCUCCCAGCAGCCAGCUCUUCCCGUCGUCACGGCUACGUUACGGAAUGUCGGAUGUGAUGCCGUCAGGGCGGAGCCGGCUUCUGGAAGACUUCCGGAACAACCGCUACCCCAACCUGCAGCUGAGAGAGAUUGCUGGGCACAUCAUGGAGUUCAGUCAGGAUCAACACGGCAGCAGGUUCAUCCAGUUGAAGUUGGAGAGGGCCAGCUCAGCGGAGCGUCAGCUGGUGUUCAGUGAGAUCCUCCAGGCUGCCUAUCAACUCAUGGUCGAUGUCUUUGGAAACUACGUCAUCCAGAAGUUCUUUGAGUUUGGCAGUGUGGACCAGAAGCUGGCUGUAGCUGAGAGGAUCAGGGGUCAUGUCCUGUCUCUGGCCCUUCAGAUGUAUGGCUGUAGAGUCAUACAGAAGGCGCUGGAGUUCAUCCCCUCAGACCAACAAGUUAUAAGUGAGAUGGUACGGGAGUUGGACGGUCAUGUGUUGAAGUGUGUGAAGGAUCAGAACGGCAACCACGUGGUGCAGAAGUGUAUCGAGUGUGUUCAGCCCCACGCGUUACAUUUCAUCAUCGACGCCUUCAAGGGACAGGUGUUUGCCCUCUCCACCCACCCCUACGGCUGCAGAGUGAUGCAGCGUAUUCUAGAACACUGUCUUCCAGACCAGACCCUGUCCAUUCUGGAGGAGCUGCACCAACACACGGAACAACUGGUGCAGGACCAGUAUGGUAACUAUGUGAUCCAGCAUGUGCUAGAACACGGCAGAGCGGAGGACAAGAGUAAGAUAGUAGCUGAGAUCAGAGGAAACGUACUGGGGCUCAGCCAACACAAGUUUGCCAGUAAUGUAGUGGAGAAGUGUGUGAGCCAUGCGUCGCGUGCAGAGCGGGCCGUGUUGAUAGACGAGGUGUGUAGCCUGACGGAGGGGCCUCACAGUGCCUUGUACACCAUGAUGAAGGACCAGUAUGCCAAUUACGUGGUGCAGAAAAUGAUUGACGUGGCCGAACCCACACAGAGAAAGAUCAUCAUGCACAAGAUCCGGCCCCACGUCUCCACUCUGAGGAAGUAUACAUAUGGAAAACACAUCCUGGCCAAGCUGGAGAAAUACUACAUGAAGAAUGGAGUGGACCUGGGCCCUCUCUGUGGCCCUCCCAACGGCAUCAUGUAAACCUUCUACCCUUUUCCACACCUUAACACUUGAGGACAAGACGGGCCGACGGGAACGCGGGGACGUGCUCAGUACAUCACCUGCUGGGUUGGUGGAGGAACGGUGGUGAUUCAACAUGUCGGACCCUCUGUGUACAGCUGACGUUGUAUUGGAAUGUCACGUCUUUUAUACCAUAACCCCUAUUUACCCUACAUGAAAAAUGACAUGUUAACUACUACCCACACACAACCUAUUAUUUCCUACCACCCGAUGGUCUAAACCCUAUACCCCCCCCCCCCCCCCCCUCUUUUCCCCUCCUAAUGAGAUCAUGUAAACUGCUGCCCUACCUACCCCCCCCCCCCCCCCCCAAUGACAUGUAGAACCCUCCAACCCCCCUCCUUUUCCCGUCCCACUCUUAUCGCCAUGGUAACCCAUUGGUAUGAGCCUGUGUCUAAACAGGAAGCCUUGGUUAGUUUUAGCCCGUCUCCCAACCAAGCCCUACCCUGCUGCAGGGAGGAGGCAGGGGGAGGUGAGAUACGUCCCUACCCUGCUGCAGGGAGGAGGGAGGGGGAGGUGAGAUACCCCCUACCCUGCUGCAGGGAGGAGGGAGGGGAGGGAGGGGGAGAUGAGAUACGUCCCUACCCUGCUGCAGGGAGGAGGGGGGGGGGUGAGAUACGUCCCCACCCUGCUGCAGGGAGGAGGGAGGGGAGGGAGGGGGAGAUGAGAUACCCCCCUACCCUGCUGCAGGGAGGAGGGAGGGGGAGGUGAGAUACGUCCCUACCCUGCUGCAGGGAGGAGGGAGGGGGAGGUGAGAUACGUCCCUACCCUGCUGCAGGGAGGAGGGAGGGGGAGGUGAGAUACGUCCCCACCCUGCUGCAGGGAGGAGGGAGGGGGAGGUGAGAUACGUCCCUACCCUGCUGCAGGGAGGAGGGAGGGGGAGGUGAGAUACGUCCCUACCCUGCUGCAGGGAGGAGGGAGGGGGAGGUGAGAUACGUCCCUACCCUGCUGGAGGGAGGGGGAGGUGAGAUACGUCCCUACCCUGCUGCAGGGAGGAGGGAGGGGGAGGUGAGAUACGUCCCUACCCUGCUGCAGGGAGGAGGGAGGGGGAGGUGAGAUACGUCCCUACCCUGCUGCAGGGAGGAGGGAGGGGGAGGUGAGAUACGUCCCUACCCUGCUGCAGGGAGGAGGGAGGGGGAGGUGAGAUACGUCCCCACCCUUCGUUCCUUCUCCCUGUUUGUUUUUCUUUAUUCGUCUUUUGGAUAAACUAGAAUCAUUUCACUACUGCUGUGGCAAUCACAGUUCUGUGUCGUAUCGCUAGUAUGGGAUGGAACGUAUUUCAUUUGACUGAGUCACCAAACCAUAGUCCCAUACACAAACACACAAGCCAUGUGCUUACCAGCAAGUCAUUUAACAUGGGAGGUUAGUUUCCAGUCCUGCUUCUAUCUAUCUAUCUAUAUAUAUAUAUAUAUAGCGUGUAUACUUGGUGUAGAACUUAUAUAUAAGUUUAUAAAAAACUUUUUAGUUUUUCUGGUUUUUGGAUGUUGACUAUCUAUAAUGUCUCCUAGUAGUGAACACAUUUCUGACUGUAUAAUUGUACAUUUGUAAACCCUUGUAAUGUAAGUGAUUAACCACCUUUUUGGUAUCAGACGAUAUAUAUAUAUAUAUAUAUGUAUAUGUAUAUCUAUAUAUAAAAAAACUAAACAUUUAAAAAAAAACUCUUAACUCUUGUGCAUUUCGAUGCAUAUUCUCACCUCCUUGUUUGUGACAUAUGAGUUGUUGUAUAUUGUAAAUUGUAAUAUCAAAUUUUGGUUUUGAAAAGUCCUUUCUAUACUGCAUAGUACUUGUACAAAGCACCCCACCCCCCACCUUAACAGAACUCACCACCUUAACAACAGAACUCACCACCUUAACAACAGAACUCACCACCUCAACAACAGAACUCACCACCGUAACAACAGAACUCACCACCGUAACAACAGAACUCACCACCGUAACAACAGAACUCACCACCUUAACAACAGAACUCACCACCUUAACAACAGAACUCACCACCUUAACAACAGAACUCACCACCUUAACAGAACUCACCACCUCAACAACAGAACUCACCACCUUAACAACAGAACUCACCACCUUAACAACAGAACUCACCACCU